AUGUCGAAACAAACGUCAGUCAAACUUGUCCUUCUGGGAGAAGCCGCUGUGGGAAAGUCGUCGCUGGUUCUGCGGUUCGUUUCCAACGAUUUCCAGGAAAACAAAGAACCAACGAUCGGCGCAGCCUUCCUUACUCAAAGAUGCACCAUCGGAACCAAAACCAUCAAGUUUGAAAUCUGGGAUACCGCGGGACAAGAGAGAUUUGCCAAUCUGGCUCCAUUGUACUACAGAAACGCCCAGGCUGCCCUGGUGGUGUACGAUAUCACGAAACCGGCCAGUUUCAUUAAGGCCAGACACUGGGUUAAAGAACUACACGAACAAGCCUCAAAGAACAUUGUGAUUGCGUUGGUGGGUAACAAAUACGAUCUUUUGGUGGACCCGGAAACAGGAGACGAGAUCGAGGGUCGCAGAAGCGUGUCUGUGGAAGAAGGCCAGGCUUUGGCAGACGAAGAAGGUUUAUUAUUUUUCGAAACUAGUGCAAAAUCAGCUCUCAACGUCAACGAGGUGUUCACAGCAAUUGGAAAACAAAUACCUGAAGAGGCCGCAAAACCAGCAGACCAACCAUCCUCCUCAGGAAGAAUAGACCUCAACGCCCCUACUGACGAAACGGGAGCUAUCGGAAACUGUGCUUGCUAA
Messenger RNA from Ogataea philodendri, 636 nucleotides. RefSeq lists its product as uncharacterized. Bases 1 to 636 code for a protein of 211 amino acids. The record is from RefSeq and is a predicted model, not a curated record. NCBI's taxonomy places the organism in Eukaryota, Fungi, Ascomycota, Pichiomycetes, Pichiales, Pichiaceae. Gene Ontology annotation, molecular function: GTP binding; GTPase activity. The transcript has a single exon.